Carcharodon carcharias (great white shark) is the source of this 2360-nucleotide messenger RNA. RefSeq names its product chloride channel protein C-like. The transcript is spliced from 16 exons. The record is from RefSeq and is a predicted model, not a curated record. Gene Ontology annotation, molecular function: voltage-gated chloride channel activity. The coding region runs from base 1 to 2331 and encodes 776 amino acids. Gene Ontology annotation, cellular component: intracellular membrane-bounded organelle; membrane. Gene Ontology annotation, biological process: transmembrane transport; chloride transport. Lineage: Eukaryota; Metazoa; Chordata; Chondrichthyes; Lamniformes; Lamnidae.
AUGUGGGGACGUUCUGAGUGCCAGGGACUGGUGAAUGAUGGGGCAUAUGGUGCAUUGAGCUCCAUGAUAGGCUGGUGGAAUAGUGGGUCUGACUGGGACUAUUGGCUUAUGAUGGGACUCAUUGGAAUAGCAGUUGGGAUCCUGGGAUUCUUCGUACAUCAGGCGAUUGACACUAUUAUCAAAUUGAAAAGGAAGCUUAUCCUACACUAUAUACAAAAUAGUCAGUUUUUCCUCACUUGGAUCUGGCUAGUUGGAAUUGGAUUGGUGAUGGUCACACUCUCAUCUGGAGCAGUGCUGAUUUUCUGUCCAUCAGGUAUGCCAAGUGGCCUGCCGGAAGUGAUUGGAUUUCUGAAUGGUGCCUCAGUCCAAGGUAUCUUUCACAUAAAAACACUGAUUGGGACCUUGGUGUCUUGUGUGUUAGCUGUAGCCUCCGGGCUCUUUUGUGGGCCAGAAGGACCAAUGAUUCAAAUGGGUUCAAUUAUAGGAAGUGGUCUGAGUCAGUUUAAAUCUGACACAUUUGGAGUACAAUUUCCUUUCUUCACGAGAUUUCGAAACUGUGCUGACAGGAGAAACUUCAUCACUGCAGGGGCAGGAGCAGGCAUUGCCUCUGUAUUCCGAGCCCCAAUGGGUGGACUGCUGUUUACUUUUGAAGAAGUGGCUUCUUUCUGGGAUAUCAAACUAGCCUGGCAGACGUUUUUUUGCUGUUUGAUGGCUGCAUUUACCACUGAUCUUCUGUCCUCUUCCUUCCAUGGAUUUGUUUAUCGGGGCCAUUUUGGAUUCUUCAAGGCUGAAGACAGCAUCUUGUUUGGGGUUAAAUAUUUGCUCGACAUGAAUAUUUUAGUCUUCAUUCCGACCAUUGUCCUGGGAAUAAUAGGAGGUGUGCUGGGAGCAUUGUUUGUCUCGAUGAACAUGAGAGUCAACAAAUUUCGAACAGAAUUCUUUAAUUUAAUUAAACAUGCGUUUGUACAAAAAGUAUGCAAGCUCACAGAGGCAGUCUUGAUUCUGUUAAUCACAAUUACCAUUACUGUCUACGUGCCCUCCUUCUUCCCGUGCACAUCGCUCUCUAGCCAUGCAAACAGUGAACAAGAAAACAGAUCGUCUUACUACAACAUCUCCACAGAAGUUACUCACCGACUGAGUAAGACAGAACAUUUUAACCCCUACAACUGUCCACUGGGAGAAACCUGGAUUGGACCUGAUGGUGUAAGGCAUUCAAAUUACACUUACAAUCAAGCUGCUGUACUUCUGAUUGAAAAUGGAUAUAAUGGAAUUGUGUAUCUCUUCAGAAGAGGGACACAUGAAGAAUUUGGAUAUGCUGCUCUCUUCACAGCCCUUAUUAUUUACUACCUAUUUUCUUGUUGGACAGCUGGUACUGCUAUGGCAUGUGGACUUGUCAUACCAAUGCUGUACACUGGAGCAUUAUAUGGCAGGAUAAUUGGUCUCAUAAUGGUGUCGAUUUUUGGUAUCCAAACUGACAACCAUGGAGCCUGGAUAGAUCCAGGCCUUUUUGCAGUGAUUGGAGCUGCCUCAUAUUUCUGUGGUGUUUCCAGACUGACGAUCUCCCUCACUGCCAUCAUGGUGGAACUAACCAACGAUGUGCAGUCAGUAAUGCCAAUAAUGGUAGCUGUCAUGGUGGCCAGGAUGACUGGAGACUUGUUCAACUAUUCGUUGUACAGUUCCUUACUGAAACAAAAAUGUAUUCCAUUCCUGGAGCCAGAGCCACGAGUCUCAUACCAAAAGAAAGCGCUGAAUUUGGAAUUGUUUGCAGCGAAAGAUGUCAUGGAGCGUCAAGUAAAGGUCCUUCACCUGAGGGAAAAGGUCCCUUCCCUGGCUGGACUUCUCUUGGAGACAAAUCAUGGUGGAUUCCCUGUGAUUUAUCAACUAGAACAAGCCCAUGAGGAAGUAUUUAUAGGAAGCAUCACCAGGUUGGAACUUUGUAGAAUCUUGGAAAAUGAAAUACUUUUUGAAACCCAAAAUGAGGGGAGCUACAAACAACAUGCUCAGAUGGACUACAAUGAGGUAUCAGUCAAGUUGCUAAACUCAACAAAGCUAAAUCUUCUCCUGAAUAAGUAUAGGACUGAUAACCGAUAUGAGGACCACUAUGUCAAUUUGAAACCAUACAUCAACCAAUCAGCAAUGACAGUCCACGCCAAUUUUUCUCUCCAACGAACUUACAUCAUUUUUCGAACACUGGGACUUCGACAUUUGACUGUUGUUGAUUUGAGAAACCGUGUCCUUGGCAUCAUUACACGGAAAGAUCUGAUGGCGUUCCGACUUGAAGAGAAACUUUUUCAAUCUGAGAAUUUGGAAUCAGACAAUGAUAGAAGAUAAAAGUUUUCUGGUGGAAAUUUUCACAUAUU